Messenger RNA from Endocarpon pusillum Z07020, 1239 nucleotides. RefSeq lists its product as uncharacterized. The record is from RefSeq and is a predicted model, not a curated record. The coding region runs from base 1 to 1239 and encodes 412 amino acids. Gene Ontology annotation, biological process: secondary metabolite biosynthetic process. Lineage: Eukaryota; Fungi; Ascomycota; Eurotiomycetes; Verrucariales; Verrucariaceae. Gene Ontology annotation, molecular function: FAD binding. The transcript has 3 exons.
AUGUUACCCCCUCCCCAGCCCAAACCCUUCUCCAUCGCCAUCGUCGGCGGCGGCAUCGGCGGUCUCUGCCUCGCCGUCGCCCUUGUCCAUCAUAAUGUCCGGGUACACGUCUACGAGGCCGCGCCCGCAUUCUCCGAGAUCGGCGCCGGCGUGGGCUUGGGCCCCAAUGCGCGCGCUGCUCGACCCGGCCAUCUUGGCAGGCUACGAGCGGUGCCAGACGACGAAUUUCGCGUCGCCCGAGGAGCAGGGAAGGUUUUUCAAUUUUCGCUACGGGAUGGAGAAGCCGAGCAGAGACGGUCAGGUCGGGGGGGAGCCGCGAGUUUUGACAAGAGGCUUGUGGGGAUUGAGGACGAGGGCGAAGAAGGGGUGGUGCUGAAGUUUUCGGAUGGUACUCUGGCAAUACAUGAUGCUGUUGUGGGAUGCGAUGGGAUUAAGAGCCAGGUGAGGAAGCUGUUGCUGGGAGAGGGAAAUAAGGCGAGUGAGCCCGUGUUUUCGGGGCACUAUUGUUAUCGUGGGCUCGUGCCAGCGGACAAAGCGAUAGAAAUCCUGGGCGAGGAUCUAGCGACCAACAGCCAGAUGUACCUGGGAAAUCACGCUCAUGUGCUCACGACACUGAUCGAGCAAGGGAAAGUUGUCAACGUAGUUGGGUAUCGCACUAAAGAAGACAAGAGAUGGAACGACAGCGCGUGGGUGAAGCCCACGACGAAGGAGGAAAUGCUUGCCGAGUUCGACGGCUGGAGUAAACCGGUAAAGAGUAUACUUGGUCUGAUCGAAAAGGUGGAUAUGUGGGCAUUGUUUGACCACCUUCCGGUAGCAACGUAUCAUCGAAAGGGCAAGAUCUGUCUACUGGGCGAUUCAGCACACGCGAGUACGCCUCAUCAUGGCGCCGGUGCUGGCAUGGCAGUGGAAGAUGCCUUGAUCCUGUCAAAAUUGCUGGCUUCGAUCAACAGUGCAGGUGAACUGGAGAGCGUCUUUUCUGCCUAUGACGCGGUGCGGAGACCACGGUCCCAGAGAUUGGUGGCUUCAAGCAGGAAAGUGGGCGAUGUUUAUAACUUCGAAGACGCAGCCAUUGGAGACAAUAUGGAAGCAGUGCGGGAAUACUUGCAACAUGCUUGGGAGUGGAUUUGGAAUGAAAACUUGGACCGCCAGCUUGAAAACGCGCAGUUGUUGUUGAAGAUGCGCUUAAAACAGCUACGAAGUCCAGAAGCUCACUCAAAUGGAGUCAACGGAGGAACCUGA